GGCACCGACAACAGGAUCGACGGCAUGUCCGCUCAAAUGCCACCAAGCUCAAUAUUGUACCGCCAGUUGCCAGCAGCAGCAUUGGAGGUCGCAUAAGAGACUCUGCGAAACUAUGCGCACUCAUCUCUCUCUCGAAGGCAAGUUAUGGGAAGGCCAUGUGACAGGGGUUUGCUGGCAGGACGAUCGCCCCCUUGACAAGCUUCGCCCCGUGGCAGACAAUACAGAACUCUUUUGCUGUCCGGUUCAACACCUCGACGACGUGCUCCUGCAAGAGUCUCAUGUCGCCGAACUCUUUGGAACCCCGCUCGUGCUGAUGCGGCGCCAGAGCCAGUUUCUGACAAUUCCUCGCCACUAUGUGCAAGACGAGCAUACAGGGCCUGGACCAACGAAUCCUACUGCAGUCCUGUUAACAAGCAUUAAAAAUGGGUUUGCUAGUGACACCUGGUACGCGGGCAACGGCCGUCCAUGGGCGAUGGCAUGGAGGAAAGACGGCAAACCGCUGACACCUGAAACCUUCGAGACUAUCCUGGAGUUCAUCUCCAUUGUAGUUCAGGACAUCGCGAGCGUGUUUGUCAGCGACGGCUGGUGUCCAAUGAAGGAGCAGUUUACUCCGCAGGCGUUUCAGCUCUUCUCAAGGAGGUAUUUUCGCGAGCAGCGAGAGAAGGGACGACUAAGCUUCGAGGGACCGUUUGAGCCAUUGUAAGCCUAAGGAAAUCAGUCAUGAAGGCUCUGGAUUCCUCGUCAAGCCACGGAUCAGUCAACUUCGCUCGCGGCGUCGGAAUCUU
Messenger RNA from Phanerochaete carnosa HHB-10118-sp, 785 nucleotides. RefSeq lists its product as uncharacterized. Bases 113 to 703 code for a protein of 196 amino acids. The transcript has 5 exons. Lineage: Eukaryota; Fungi; Basidiomycota; Agaricomycetes; Polyporales; Phanerochaetaceae. The record is from RefSeq and is a predicted model, not a curated record.